UACCAGAACUAAUAGGCAAAAUUAUGUAUUUUGUUUGGUUUUGGUUGAAAUUCGCCUUUUUUUCGGCAAACUCUGCCAAAACUAAUAAAGCUCUGUGCGAGUUUUGCCACCUGGAAGAUCCAUAUCAGAAAGCCAGUAUGGGUGUGGGUGUCGGUAUUGAUGUAAGCGUGGAUGUUGAUUAUCUAUUGAUCCACACCGACACCCAACUCCACACCCUCCUCUCAACUUCGUUCUUGAAUGCUGGCAUGUGGCCAAUUUCAUCAUAUUUUUUUUGAUAUUUCAUUGGUAAGAGAGAGAAGAUUCAGCAAAGAAAAUGUGAUAUUUGUUUGAUAAUGGUUUGAUAAGAUAAUAAAACGAGAGAAAGAGAAACAUACCUAUUUGAGUGGUGUGCGACGAUGUGGCGACAAAACAACAUUUGUCCUGCAUUAUUUUCUCUUGAUUAUUUAUUGACGCAGAUUUGACAAUUAUUUCUACGCAUCUAACAUAUCCCCCGCCAACAUUCAGUUGUUAUUCCGUAUAUCAAUUAUCACAAUUAGUGUACGACGUGUAGAAGCAUCACUUUGUGUACUUUCAAUUCCAAACUCUCUCUUUCUUCUUCUAUGAGCGUGCUUUGAAACCUAUUGUAGAUUGACCCUGAGAUAAAUAUGGAAAAAUCGAUUGAACUAAACGAUCCGCAAGAGCAUCAUAACCGUGAUGACUGGUGUGAGAUCACUACUUGUAAUGCGAAUUCAGAUGCAACUUCCAUAAAUGGACCGGACACAAACACAGAAAUUGAGGAAACUGCCGUAACAACAACUGCUUUAUUUUCCAUUAAGUGAGUGCAUGCCUAUAACUCUUGAUCGUUUGACAUCAUGUUUUUUAGUGUCGACAUGAAAAAUAUCUUGCUAGAUGACAACACUGAAAACAUCAAGAAAAAAAAUAAACCUGAGCUCGUCAGCUUUGCUAGUCUAGUAAUAAUUACAUGUUUUGAUUUCUGUCCUUUGGAAAUGCUCAAUGUUAUCUCUUUCUUUGCAGUUUCGGUUCGCGAAAAUAGCCGAUGUUUUCUACAUGUUAAUUGGCACAAUUGCGGGUAGCAUAUUAAUUUUAUUUGAAAUAUUCAUCAUUUCUUUUUUGGUUUCUAUUUCAUUCAGCUCUUGCUAAUGGUGCUGCCUAUCCUUUGAGUAAGUUUCACUAUACUACUUCCGUAUACAACAAAGUUCAUUGAAUUAUUGGACGAUCCAUUUUCUCACGAAAAAAGUUUUUCUAUUUGCUUCGUGAAAAAUACCUUUGCUCGUCUUUGGACAUCCUUCAAAAUCUGGAGUAGGUAAACAAGAGUAUUUGUAGAAAUGCUAGCUUUCACAGUUCUUCUCUCGAAUAACCGUGAAUAACUUCUAGAAUAGAGAAGAGUCGUCUGUAUACUGCUGCUUUUACAUAUUUUCGCCGUACAGAAUUCGUGAACUCCUAGUUCUAUCCGAUGUCAAUGAAAACAUAGCAAUGUGUCCGAAUCUCACCAACAUUUUAACGUACCUAUGAAUAGGCUUUUGCAUCGUUACAAUCAGAGACGAUCAUCGAAGAUUUCAGACAUUUCUAGUUAUGAUCAGUAGUUUUUGCAGAAAACAGUGAAGAUACAACCCAAGAUCUGUCCGUAUUUGAUCAAGAACAUGAAACCCACGAGUUUUUUUCCCGUAGAAGAUCCUUAACAAUUUUCUGAAUUUUUUGACAUUUUCUCAUCAAGCAAAUUUUCCUGACUGUUUCAUCUAUGUCUAAUACACAGUUGGGCACUUCAUAGUGUUGCUCAUGUUCGGCAAUAUGUCGGACGUAUUCACCAAUCGAUCAUUUGACCUGUGCAAAUUGAACUUUACCGAGCUUGAUCAUUUCUGUCCGCCCGGCGUUAAGCUUACUGCUCAGAAUUUUCUAAACGAAUACAAGUAAGAUCUCUCUAUUCUCUUACACUCUUCUCGAUCUAUUUUAUCAUUCAGAAAAUGUAAUUUUUCCGGCACCAACUUCACUGUACCGGAAAACACAUUCACAACAAAAAUUCGCGAACAGGUCCUGUGGUUCAUUAGUAAGUUUUCUCUCGUCUUCUACAUCUGUCUUACCCAUUUCUAGUCAUUGGUGGUGCCACCAUGGUUAUUGGCUACUUUCAAGUUGCUUUUUGGUCAAUGACUUGUGAACGACAAACACGUCGUCUUCGCGAAGUUCUCUUUCGAGCAAUUCUUAACAAAGAAAUUUCAUAUUUUGAUAUAAACAAAAGUGGUGAACUCAAUACACGACUGAUUGAAGAUGUGAACACAGUUCAUGAUGGAAUAGGUGACAAAGUCAGCUCGGCACUUCAAUUUUUUGCUACUUUCAUUGGUGGUAUAGCUCUUGGAUAUGAACAACAUUUGAGAACAGUCAAAAUGAAUGGUAUUCGUAAAGGAGCCAUAACUGGCGCUUUUUUGGGUUUUCGAUUUCUUAUCAUCUUUUGUGCCUAUGCGCUCCCAUCAAAAAUUGCAAGUAACUCUGAAAGGGGAAUCAUAGCUGAUGAGUUGGUUGGUGAUGUCCAAUUUACAAAUGUUAGUUUUGCCUAUCCAUCUCGACCUGACGUAUCCGUACUUAAUGGACUAUCAUUCAGUGCUCAGCAAGGCGAAACAAUAGCGCUGGUUGGAACAUCUGGUUGUGGAAAGAGCACAUGCAUGCAACUCUUGCAGCGAUUCUAUGAUCCGAUACGUGGAUCGGUGAUGAUCGAUGGCCAUGAAGUGAAUGAAUACCAUCUCGGUUGGCUUCGACAACAUAUCGGGGUUGUAUCUCAAGAACCAAUUCUUUUUCAAACAACCAUCGCAGAAAACAUUCGAUUUGGACGAUUGGAAGCAACCCAACAAGAUAUUGAGGAUGCUGCUCGUAUAGCCAAUGCUCAUGAUUUCAUAAUGACACUACCUCAGAAAUACGAUACACUUGUCGGUGAGCGAGGUGCUCAAAUGAGUGGAAGUGCUUUGGAUACAGAAAGUGAACGUAUAGUACAGGAUGCUCUUCAUCAUGCUUCGGAAGGAAACCAUCAAUCAUUAAUGGAUAUGAAAGGCAGUUAUUAUGGUCUUGUCGAAUCACAGAAUUUGCGUAUGAAUACCAGCGACGAAACAGAACUUGAGAAUGAAGACGAAGAUGAUCUGAUAGCUGAUAAAAGAGACAAUCGAACAUCAUCGUUGGGUGAUGAAGAUCGUCAUGCAGCUGAGACAACAUUCGAAGAGAGACAAGAUGGCCAGACAGAAGCUCAAGAUGAUAAAAAUAUCAAAAACUUUCUCUUUAGCAUCUCUGGUGAAGCACUCACACAACGACUUCGAGCAAAAAUAUUUCGAUCGUUAUUACGACAAGAAGUUGCCUAUUUUGACAAAUCCGAAAAUAGUACAGGUGCUCUAUGUACUCGAUUGUCUACGGAAGCAUCGGCUGUACAAGGAGUUGGUCAAGCAGUUUCGUUAUCACCCAAUUAUUCGAAAGCUAUUGAUGCAUCAAAACAUAUUUUAGCUCUUUUCGAGCGUACUCCUGAAAUUGAUAAUGGAGCGACUGAUGGUGACACAUUCGAAAAUCUCAAAGGUGAAAUCGAUUUUGUCGAUCUCCAGUUUCGCUAUCCAAAUCGACCUGAAGUAGCAGUACUCAAACGAUUUAAUUUGAACAUUAAACCGCAUCAACAAGUGGCACUUGUCGGUGCAUCCGGAUGUGGUAAGAGCACAACAAUUCAACUCAUUGAACGCUUUUACAAUCCGACAAGUGGUCAAUUGUUAGUGGGUCAUCAUGAUGUUUCAUCGCUUAAUCUUCAAUGGUGGAGAAGUAAAAUUGGUUUUGUCAGUCAAGAGCCUAUUUUAUUCGAUGCAUCGAUUCGUGAAAAUAUUGCCUACGGUGAUACAUCUCGAUAUGUGUCAAUGUAUGAAAUUUGUGAAGCAGCUAAAAAUGCAAAUAUCCAUCGAUUCAUUGAAAGUUUACCAGAACAAUAUGAGACAAAUGUCGGAGCCAAAGGAACACAACUUUCUGGUGGUGAAAAACAACGAAUUGGUAAAAAAACAUCCUUCUUCUCUUAUUUCUCAAAAGAGAAAGGUUAUUCAUUGUUAUGUUUAGCUAUUGCACGAGCAAUUAUUCGAAAUCCGUCUAUUUUGCUUCUUGACGAAGCGACGAGCGCUCUUGACACUGAAAGCGAACGAAUCGUACAAGAGGCACUCGAUCGAGCAUCGAAAGGACGAACGACAAUUGUAAUUGCUCAUCGUCUAUCAACAAUUCAAAAUUCCGAUGUUAUUUGUGUACUUCACCGUGGUCAUAUCGUCGAGCAAGGCGUACAUGAUGAUUUAUUAGCAAGAAAAGGAUUCUACUAUCGAUUGGCACAAGCCAAGAAAUGA
Molecule: messenger RNA, 4340 nt
Organism: Rotaria sp. Silwood2
Lineage: Eukaryota; Metazoa; Rotifera; Eurotatoria; Philodinida; Philodinidae
Source: the annotation of a GenBank genome assembly